Cladophialophora immunda is the source of this 1055-nucleotide messenger RNA. Its product is annotated as 60S ribosomal protein L35. Gene Ontology annotation, molecular function: mRNA binding; structural constituent of ribosome. Gene Ontology annotation, biological process: translation; maturation of LSU-rRNA from tricistronic rRNA transcript (SSU-rRNA, 5.8S rRNA, LSU-rRNA). Gene Ontology annotation, cellular component: cytosolic large ribosomal subunit; ribosome. The coding region runs from base 1 to 552 and encodes 183 amino acids. NCBI's taxonomy places the organism in Eukaryota, Fungi, Ascomycota, Eurotiomycetes, Chaetothyriales, Herpotrichiellaceae. The transcript has 3 exons. The record is from RefSeq and is a predicted model, not a curated record.
AUGGGGCGUGAGCGGGACUUGCCGCAUCCCAGUCACGUGAUGAAUAAAUCUUGGCAGAGAUCGGGGCUUGCACACAACAAUUUUCCCAGCCUGCGACCCGACAACGACAUCAAAUCCACAAACGCUCCUCACGAACCUCGACAUCGACAAUUUCACUUACUAGCCAAGAUGUCGACCAACGCCAAAGUCAAACCCGGCCAGCUCUGGGGCAAGUCCAAGGACGACCUGAAGAAACAACUCGAUGAGCUCAAGACCGAGCUGGGUCAAUUGCGCGUGCAGAAGAUCGCCGGCGGUGCUUCAUCAAAAUUGACAAGAAUACAUGACCUCCGCAAAUCCAUCGCCCGCGUCCUGACCGUCAUCAACGCAAACCAGCGCCACCAACUCCGUCUGUUCUACGCGAAGAAGAAGUACCUGCCCCUCGAUCUGCGACCAAAGCUCACCCGCGCCAUUCGUCGUCAGCUGUCGAAAAAGGAUGCCAGCCGGGUCACAGAGAAGCAGAAGAAGAAACAGACACACUUCCCUGUAAGGAAGUAUGCUGUCAAGGCGGAGUAAGGCGUCGGCAAGAGGAGAGUGCGUCCAAGCGCUGGGUUGAAAAUGACCACCGGGGAAGUAAAUCGCUUGGGAAGUAAGUGAUGGUGGUUUGUGGUGCGAAGAUUUUGCGAAGGGGAGGAAGUUUCUAAGCUCGAGGUCAUGAGCUUCAUCUUCAGCAGUCUAUGGAUGUAAGACACAACAAAAUGGCAGGUAUGGCCUGUGUCAUGCGGCGCCGCGAGGACAAUGAGAAAACACGAACCCAAUGUUUAUUGAAGACGGUUACAAAGCACUUCGAUACGGCGUCAUUGGUGUCCGACCGAGCACGUCGGGCCGCGCAACUCUUCAAAAGUUUGCACUGCAAACUUUUGCGCUUCAUUUGUGAACCGAAUCCCAAGGCUUUAGCACCCAACUUCCAUCGCAUACACAUCUCAUGAGUAGCAUAGCAACCUGCCGAGGCCACUCCUUAGGUGGCACAUUGACGUCCUCACUAUAGCUCCCACAUCUCAAGCAUUUCCUGAUCAUCA